AUGCCGUUAGUUUUUCUCGAACAGUUGCCGCUUCCUUCGCUUAAGUCUUACGUUGCCGUGAGUGUAUUGGUGUUUGUGUCCGCCAUUCUCUAUGCAUUGAAUGUGACUAUCGGUUCUGAAGAAAGCAAAGUCCCAGUAUACGAUUUCAUGUCUCAGGAUAAUUUUUGCUUCUGGGUAAGUAAAUACAACGAUGGAUUCAACACAGGGAUACUUCGUUAAUGACAAUGACCGGUGGUUUGCUGAUAUGCUAACAUAUUCAUUUUCCUUUUCAGUCGAACUUGAAUAUGGCUUACUGUUGUUUAUUUUUGUUUGGGAAAAUCAUUCAGAGAGUCGUAUUCGGCGAUCUUCGAGCCAGUGAACUACAGGUGAGUCUAAAAGUUGGACAGUUUGUAGCAGCCUCUAAAGAACGAUAUUUUCCAUGGUUUAAUUGGCUUCUAUUUAUUAGAACGGACAACAAUAAUUGAUGCAGUGAUGUUGAUCAUGCAAAUGUAUCAAAAAGCCAACGUAGCAUGUCAUUAUUGUUUUACAUUGUGUGCCAUCAUUUUGUCUUGUUACUCCUGUGGUGAAAUUUUAACUUAGGACCUUCAUUCACCAGUCAAGAUAUUUAAACCUAUUUGAUUCGCCGUACAGUACAGACUGUUUUGGCUAGGAAACUGUCGGUUAUAUGUUGUGUAAACUGCUAGUAUUUACACGUUGAUCGUUCAUCAUCAGUUUAUUACUCCUACUGUUUCUUGUCAUUGUAGGGUAUAAAAAAUUAAAAACCGUUAUUAAGCUUAUUGGACUUACACCAACAACAUCUCAUGAAACGUUUAAGUAUUCAAAGUUGUGUUGGGUACAUCAAUUUCAAUCCUUGCGCUCUAUUUUUUCCCUGUUUGCUACUCAUUAUCGCUCAUUGGACAUCAGCUUAUUAUUAUUUGAAAGGAAAUUUUGUUAACAUGUGCAAGUAUAUUAAAACGUUUACUGCAAGAAUCUAAAAAAAUCCCUCUACAGAUGACAAGACAUUUGAUAUUUUUCAGUGAUAUUUCUUGACAUAAGUUUCCACUGGAAGCGUACGGAGCUGACUCUGUUACCGCACUGACCUGGACCCUACUUUUGCCUGUUUGAAAAGUGUUUACCUCAACCCAAAAUCAAAUCUACUUGCCGGAUACAUCUAGAAAUCCACUUCAAUCCUACCUGAGGUUUCAUUUGAUCCUCAAUCUUUUACUGAAAACCUCUUUUUGAGCAAACUUUACUCAUCCUAUUACAUUAUUUUAUCAUAUUUGUUUAAAAACAGUAUUCAAAGGAACAUAAACAGAAGAGGUGAGAAACACGUAGGCCCCGGGCAGGAGAAAUUGCGUCCAUUUACCAAAGUAACAAGAGAAAUGAAUCAGUAACAUUGGCGAGCAAAUAAUUGUUAUAUAUAUUUGGAAAAUCGAUGGAAAAGGUUAAAUAUAUUUGGAAAAACAAGCUUUCUAGGGUCUAUAAUCACAAUUUUGGUUUGUAACUAGUUCAACUCUACAAGGUGUGUUUAGAGUAUUCUGAAUAUGCUUCUCACUUUCUGUUUCACAUCCAUCUUGUGACAUGCAAAUCAGCUAAGAAAUGGUAUCUAAUGCGCAGGUGCAUUAGCUGACUGUGUCCCUUUAAAGCCUAGUUUAGACCUGUAAUCAUACAUUAACUACAAACAGAGCAUGUGCGUUGUCGGUAAAAACACCUAUAUUGGCAGCUUAUUGUCUUGCAAACAACUUGGUCCAGUUGUGCGACUGAAGUCUCACCAAUGAAAUACAGCUUCAGCUAUACAUAAUGUAUUAAAAAUUAUCUCUUUGUCAUGCACAGCAUAGGGAACCCACACUCUUAUUUGUAAACUGCAAAUGGAAAUCAAAUGGGGGAUAAAAACUUACCUGUUCUGUUCUUGAAUCUGCUGCGGUGCAAAGUGAAAUGGAAGUUGUAUGCUGCAAAAAUGAUGUUUGUGUCGGCUCUUUGUCCGUAAUUUCACAAAUGCUUUAUUUUAUGUGGUUAGUCUGGCAUUUCAUUUCAUUUGCAUAAUUUUUUCAUAAUUUCCGCAUCAAAUCGAGCCAUUGUGCUGGACUUUGAGGCAUGUCUGGCUUUUGUCCAGUACCUGUGGGUACUGUUGUGCCUACCAACUAAUUUGCAUUUGAAAUUGGAAACCUCACCAGGGUGACAACUAGCACUUACACGAUGAGUUAUGAUGGGGUGAGGAGCCUAGUUAACAGGUCAUUUCCUCCCUUGCACCCGUUUUGUGAGAAAUUCAUUUUGUAUGUCCAUCAUGUCUGUAAGUAAAAUUAAUGCAAUAUGCAAUACUGCAUGAUUCAGUUUGUAAACAAGGAGAGUCCAUUACCCUUUAGUCUUCUUCUUUUUUGUAGUCAAAAGAAAUUUUGCAAAAAAGGGGGAAACUGUGGUCAUUGGUGUGUUAUUUAAAAUGAAUAUUAAGUGCGACCUGUUGCUUUGAAAAAAUCAUUUCCUUCAUGCAAGAUGUCACACCCCAUUUUCUUUGACACCAGUCAGUGGCAUGCUAUAUGAAUGGGGCUGUCAACCUCCCACGUCUUCAUAUAUUGAGAAUUGAUUAGGAGUGGCUGAUAGAUGACAUCAUAUAAUGCACCGCACAUGAUGUCAUCUGUGCAAAAAAAACUCGUUGACUCCUACUGUCAUGGAUAUUUGCAAUGACGCAAAACGUGCAAAAAAGAUGUUGUUGGCCUUAGACUGGUCUUGUAACAUUACUAAUUUUGAUCUGAUUGGUUUACUUCCCACUAAUAACAUUAUUGCUUAUAUUAUUACAAUGGCAUACUUGAGUUUAUGAAGGAAUGUUCGAUGUUAACAUUACAAGGCAAAAUAAUAUUUGAAAGUUCAUUAUUGGAAAGUCGAGUCUACAAGAAAUGGUAAACUUUGUGAUUGUCCGGGAGAUUUCAUACAGUUACUCUAAUCUGGAGACUGGGAGAUGCGGUCUAAAAUCUCCUGGAUUUAAUCCAGGAGAGUUGUCAGUACUGCAUGAACAUGAAGCAUAACUUGUUGCAUGAGAUAAAUAAGUGUCACCUUGGACAUCAAAAAUUGUGUCCUUGAUACAAGAAAUCGUGCUUUAUUUUCUUCGGCAAAACAGGCAACAUUCAAUUCUCACAUGACAUAGCAAGUGGAUUUGGAGGGUUGAAUUGUGGACUUAUUUUUGUUUUCCACAAAUAUAAUAUUAUUAUUGCAAGCUUUCAACAAACAUUCACAUUUCAAAAACAGUAAACAAGGGCUCUGCCAAGAAAGCUACUUUUUAAUGUCAGCCUGUGGAUCUGCUCUGGUGGUUAUCAAGCAGACUUAAGAGCUGUAAGGCUGUACCGGUGCUUACAAAUUAAGGACUAAAGCUAUCGGUCAGCCCCUACAUGUAGAUUAAGACAUGGACUUUUUCAUGUGUUUUUUUUGCAGCAAAUUCAAGACAGAUUCUGGAACUUUGUUUUCUACAAGUUCAUCUUCAUUUUUGGUGUGCUGAACAUUCAGAAAUUCAAUGAAGUCAUGUGGUGGACGGCUUGGUUUACAUUGUUGGGUUUCUUUCAUCUUUUUACGCAGCUUUGUAAGGACAGGUUUGAGUAUGUAAGUACCAUAAAUAAUUAUCUUAAGUAACAUUCGUUAAAACUCCAAGGUCAUGGUUUAACCCUGUUAUCUCUGAGAGUACCCCCAACAAACACAAGAUGAAAUACCAAACUUGAUUUAGCCUUAUUUGGAUGAAUAAACAGUACCAUUUCUGUGAAACUCACAAAACCGUGAAAACCAGAAACAUUUAUGGAAUGCUAUUGCAGGGUUUUCAGUUAGAACCGGUGGCCAGCGAAAUUCGCCGGCUAUUUCACAUGAACUCGCCACCUACUUUUCUUUGGCAAUUACCCCAAUAUUUUUUUUUUGAGAAAUUGUAAAUGCCGAGUCCACGAAUGUGUUCGAAUGACUUGAACCACUUUCGAAAUAAGACAUCACAUCUUUAUCUCAUUCGACGCACGUAUAAGAAAUGUUCUAGAAGUUUUAAAAUAAAAGAUAGAGUAAUCAUGUGCCGUCACAUAAUAAUAAAGCCAAAAUUUAAUGAUGUCUGUGUUCUGUUCAACACUCUAAUUUUUGCUCCAGAAUACUGGAAAUGCAUUCUAUGCAUUCAAAUUUUCCAGAAACUCGCACUUGCAAGUCGUGACUUUGUUGCGACUUUGUUUCCUUCUUCACCUACUCCAAAUCUUUUGCCGUCUAUGUAAAAUCUUAUCAAAAACCCUGUAUUGUGUUGCAAUGAAACAACAAAUAAGAGGUGAGAAGAGUAAACCACAAAAAGGAAAGCCAAAAAUUUUAGUCUGUGGUUUUGAGACUUGCUUGCACGUCCUGAUCUUUAUUGUGAAUGGUCACUUCACAAUCUGGUAGCAUUCCUGAAAUUUCUCAGGUGAUCACGGUUUUCAUUUGACAGUAAAAGGCAUUGCAAGUGAAAGCGAAAAAAAAAAGCACUGACAUUGUCGAGGAAGGGGGAAUUGUUUUGAAGACAAAAACUUCAUGUUGGCUUAGGUAUGAUUAUUGAUAUAAAAUAUUAUACAGAUUUCAGUGGGUGUUAUCUGCAUAACUUUUUGUAUCAUAUCUGGCUCAUCCAAUAAUGGCAGUUUUAAUGUCUAAUAGUCCAGUUGGAAUCUGUUACAGCCUCUGAAUAGAAGCACCUGUUGUGUUAAUUUACAUGUACUGUACCAGUUGGACCCCUUCCACAUUUAUAAUACAAGAGCCUGGUUGGCCUAAAAUUUGAAACAAGCCCUUUUUUUUGUUCCAAUUUUCUAAAGUUUAUAUAUAAAAAUAUUAGUGUAUUCUGAAGGAGGACUUCAAAAUUCACAUGAUCAGUGCUUCAAAUUUUCUUAUUAUUGUCAUUGUAUAUUAUGAAAUACCUACUUGGUUUGCAGAUCUUUUGCAAGGAAUACAUGUAGGCUGGAUAAUUUUUUUCUUCAGAAAAUAAGAAUGUACAUGUACAUGUUGAGAACCUAAAUAACUGCAGCCUAAAUUUAUGCUAAUAUUACCAUGUCAGCGUGCAAAGAAAGUCGUGUGCAAUAGCCUGGGGUUAGUGGAUUUUGCUAUCGGGUUAGUGGUUUUUGUUCUUUACUUGCCCAACAGGCAAGUGCUGUUUUUUGGGAAAUUCAAAUUACAGAAGGAUUGUAAUCAAUCCUGCUAAUCAAAAGGGUUUUGGGGCUAGUUGAAAUGACUUGUGGGCUGGUACAUAUUAGCUACAGCUUGCCUGAAUGACAGGCUGUAAAACUGGCUUUCUUUGCAGCCUGCAUGUACAGUGUAUGUAAGAACCUAUUGUACAGUUCUUACUGUUGGUGCACAACUGUAAUUUUACAUGUACUGUAUCAUGUGAAAGCAAUGCUGGAGAGGAUUGUGUGUAGUAAUGGCCACACAUUAUUCCAAAGUUACAUGUAGAACAAGUUAAAACAACAUAAUAAAUAAAAGUAGUACCAUAAAAAUGCACUGCAAACGAGGUUUCAUUUAAGUGGUCACACCAUAGGAUUUGAUCCUCUCAAACAUUGGAACCAAUUUAUACAGCAUAAUAAAAUAGUCCACGUGAAAAUGGUAAUGGAGAGGAAUUAGUUAGGACUUUACUUUGUCUGAGGUACGAGAACAAUGAUCUAGGGGGGUUGCUGCAAAUUUGGGGGUACCCUGUGACCUUGUCGUUCUCAAACUUUGCACAUUUCCUUGUUGCUGUUGUUGUUGUUUUAAUAAGUAUUGACUGAGGCACAUUUAGCUCCAGUGUUGGCGAUAAUUUUAUUUUUCUUUCAACUAUGUGCAGUUGUUACAUACACUGUAGUGUACAGUAUAUUUAUUACAAGUGAUCUUGCUUUUUCAGUUGUCAUUUUCCCCAACCACGUCACCUUGGUCUCAUGCAAAAGUGAUUGGAUUGCUCAAUGUUCUGGUUUUAUGCUGCAAUGGCCUCUUCUUCAUCUGCCUUUUUAUUGGCUGGCCAGAUGGCAUUCAUACUUUUACAUUCAUGUUAGCAGAGGUAAAAUGAUAUUAUGUUAUAAACAGUAGUAGCAAGACAGUACAUGUGCAUUUGUACAUGUACUUUUUUUGUCUGUUUUUACAAUCCAACAGCAACUGUUGGAAGUGGAAAGAGAGGAAUUUGUUCAGACAGCUCAGACUUGAAUACAUGUAGACCUGUGCGAAUGUUAAGCCCUGUGCAAUCAGACACAACUCCCAACAUUGUUGGAUGUUACAUGUUGCAUCAGUUUGCACACCCACGCAAGGCCGUGCUCUAAGAAAAAUAUUAUUGAAGGGAUCCCAGUGCUCUGAACCUGUAAAAUCCAGAGUGCCCAGUGUAUGUUGCAUAAUAUUUUAAAGAAAGUAAGAUUUUCUGGGCACUCAGGAGCAAAAGUUUAAGGUGCCAUGGGCCACCACCCAGGAACUGCUAGAGCACAGCAUUGUCCUGUUGCAUGUGGUUGCAUAUUGUUGGGAGUUGUUGCGGAAAGUUUCAAACCUGUUAAACCUUUGAGCCAACAGCUCCCAACAUUUCUUUUGUCCCAUGGUUGCCAAAGCGUAGCACAACGUACUUGCAUCACACAUGGUUACCUUGGAGACUGUCAGCAAAGCAAAGUGAUGAAUCACGCAUGAUGGGCCAACAGUGCUUCAACAUUGCUAGGGGUUGUUGCAUCCUUUUGCACAUAACUGCCAACACGGACACAACAACCCCCAAAACUGUUGACCCAACAAUGCUGGGAGCUGUUGCGUCUGUUUGCACAUAGCUUAAGAUUUACAGCCUUUUCUUUCAAAAGUGAUCAGAGAAUUUUAAUCGGUCUUUAUUGUACCAAACAAAGUACAAUUGCAUUUUGUAAGGCAAAGCAUUAUGAGUUACUUGUAACAUUUUCUUCCCCUGGGACCUUUCACUAACCUGUUCUCUUGCCUUUGUAGUAAGUAAUAAAAGUGAUAACUAAACAUUCCUUUGAAACCCUUGUGAUUUUUAACUUUGGUGUUUGUUUAUAUUCUUGUAGUGUAUGCUGUUACUCAUCAAAGUGAUCCAUGCUUUGAUAAGGUACGCUCAAGUACAUCAUUAAUGCAUAAAUGCGUCAGUCAGGUGGGUCAAUACAUACAUAGAGGGAAUUUGGUUUAGUUAAGGACUAUAAUAAAUUAUUGCUUGUCUCUUUUAGUCUCUUGAAAUUUAAAGGUAGAGGUAGAUCUUGAGGCUCAGACAAUGAGGUCAAAUUGUUAUAUAUUAUUAUGCACUAUUAUUGUAUAAUAAUAAUAUAUUCUUAAUGUUUGACAUACAUGCAUCAUGAUUUUUAAAUUAAAUUCAGUUAUCCCUUUCGGUGUUAUUAUAAGUCUUACUUGGAUAUAGCUUCUUAAGCCUACGUGAGUCUUGGCUCCUGUUGUUGGAAAGUUGGAUAAUGACUUUACACUGGAUUAAUAUUUCGUUAUUGCUCAUCCACUGGAUGGCGAUUUAUCUGGUGCAUGAAUAGCGCUAUCCAAUAUUUGAACAACCAGUCCAUUUAUUUUACCUAGGUCUUAAUGGGAGAAUGGCUGAUCUAGUGGAUGUGUUCUGAAGUAAUGGAGAAUUGCAAACCUUUGUAAUAUCUUAGUGUGCAUUAAUUAUUGAUUUGGGAUCUGAUUAGUUCACUGGAUUUUGGAUGCAUCUCAUGGAAGUUACUGCUUAGAAUACUAAUGUCUUGAGCUGUAGUUUUGCAGCACUCUGUUAAUAUCAAUGAUCCCAAUUCAUUACAUUAUUUAGAUAUGGAAUCCAUCUGUGGGACAUUGAACACACCACAAUGUGGGAAGGAAGAAGCACUUGGAGUUACAACACGGAUCUGAUUUUGGAUUUAGCGAUGUAUACAGUGGAUUUUGCCCAUCACUUACACAUGCUGGUGAGUGUAAUAAUUUAAUUAUCUUCUAACAACAAGAGACAUGUUUAAGUAUUUCGUGCAUGCAUGUUUCAUUGUACAUGUAAAUCUGCCAUAAAUUAAGGUAUGCAAUAAUAUUGCAGGAAAAGAAACCCAUCCAAGACAGGCAUACAUGCAAAAAAUACAUGAAAAAUAAAACAUGAGGAAAUUCAUGCAGAUUAUCAUGAACUGUGGGUAAAAUAAUUGUGCACUACUUUUAGAUUGCGUGCACUGAAUACAUUGUUUUCAGUAUUGGUAAAAAUCUGUUAAGCAAUGAACUUAUUUUAAAAAAGGUGUGUGUAAAAAGGGGUAAGUUUUGCUCGAUUGUAUAAAAUCUGUUCUAGUUUCGGGGAGCAUCUUACAACUGAACACCUGUCUUACAGCACUGGCUGUCCAUGAUGUUGUUUGUUAUCACUCUUUAAGCUGAAAAUAAUCUCAAGAAAAAGCUAUGGAUAUGUACAAUUCACUAUAGUUGUUGCAUGCUCUUUUUUCUGAGCUUUGUUAAUUAUUACUUGCAUCAAACAGAAGUGAGCAAAUAAGCAACAAAAAGGAUAUCUCUUUUUCAUUGUUUGCAUAAUAAAAAUUAUAAUGGAGUGUUCAAAGGACAUGCAUUUGAAACCCUUUGUUCAAAAAGCAUGUUGUUGUCUUUAAUAAACAAUGAAGAUGAGAUCUAUACAUUCUGGAAGUGUGCUUUUUAGCCUUAGAUGUAAUGUAGUGUUAUUGUACCCAUUACAUUGAUGGUUAAUGAACCUUUUAAAAAUUCAAUUUCAGCUGUGGUCAAAUAUCUUCUUAAGCAUGGCCAGUUUAGUUCUGUGUAUGCAGCUUCGACAUCUUUUCUAUGAAAUUAAGAAAAAGCUUGCCAAGCACAGGAACUACAUAAGAAUUAUCAAGUGCAUGGAAGCAAGGUAAAUUAUAGAAUUUAGAAUACUCAAGAAUUUUCACAAAGGCAGGGUGUUCUGUGUCAUAUGGUCUGUAACAAGCUCCUACAUGUGUCACUUCCAUACAUUCACUAAAUAGAGUACACUCUUUCUACAUGUGUACGUUUUCCACUGGAGAUGGGAUGGUCAUUUUACCAAUUAUUGCAGGGCAAAACCAAGGUACAAUGUAGUACCAUCAUUAUGAAAUUGUGUAUUUAAAAUGUUGGUCUAGAAUUCUCAAGCUGUAGAUUGCUUGCUGGUAAUUGCACUGUCACAUGUGUAGGUUUUGGUAAUACAGACCUUAAAAAACACAUGCACAUGAAUUUUUUAUUACUUUUUUUAAAUAAAUUCAUGGUCAAUGUUAAAUCACCAGAUUUCCUUUGGCUACUGAGGAAGAGCUGAUCAAGAAUAAUGAUGACUGUGCAAUUUGCUGGGACUCAAUGGCAGCUGCAAGAAAGUUACCUUGUGGUCAUCUCUUUCACAAGUAUGUCUUCUUUAUUUUUAUGUUAUACCUUUAUUCCAGCAUAAAGCCAGCCAAAAAUAACUGGCCCAUGACACUUACACAAAGUUCCGUAGAGAGGGGGUUCCUAUCUAUUUGAUACAUGUAUGGACAUAUGCAUUUUGCAAAUUAUUUAGUUGUUGGUAGUGUUUGAUUUGGUCCAGUCAUACCUCUACUUACACUGUAUUUAAACUCAUCGUCAAUAGAUGAGCUUCAGAACUAGUGCCUUAAAGGUUGGAUGGGAGCCUGAGAUCCUCCAGCUUAGCAAGGAGGUAUCCAUGGCAACCCUGCAAGCAGGAACCACCGCUGCAUGCAGCCACCAACUGGCAUGGUCAUACUGAAGGAAUUCAGUGGAAAAUACUCACCUAGCCUCAUACUUACCAACACACAAACCCAAAAAAAGGGAGGGAAGGGCUGGGAGCCAGAAUCUGCAAAGAUUUGCUUUAACACCAGAUCUGCAAAGAUCAGCUCAAAUUGCCAGCAUGAGAUGCAAUGUUAGUCACAGGAUAAACAAAGGUCCCUGUGGUCACCCCACAGAUCACAUUCGCCUGAGGAGGAGACUGUUGACUGCAUUGGCACGCAAUUUAACUUUGCCUAAAUUGCAUUUAGCCACAUUUAUCAUAAAAAUUGAUUUUAUUCCGGGUAGCAAAUUACGUAGUUAAUAUUACAGAACCUAUGGAUACAGUGUAUUGAUUAAGUUGUUGUAACUGGGGGCAUUUCUUUGAGUUUUGCCUUGCCUUUCUUUUUCAUGAUGCAGUUCUUGCCUGAGAUCUUGGCUGGAAAAUGACACAUCCUGUCCGACUUGCCGUCAGUCAUUAGCCAGUGAUCUGCAACCAGAACAGGAAGAGCAGAGGCAACCAAGAGGAAUGGCUGCUUUCAUGAUGGGACGUGGCCUCAGACGAAACCACUUUUUCCACUUUGAUGGUACAAAUUUGGAUCACAGUUAUUUAUGAGAAACCAUUUUUCCCCUGAAAUAGCGAAGAGUAAUUGUGUUGAAUUAAAGAAAUAUGUGCCAAAGAUUCCUUGUUUAGGUGAUCAUUCCGGAGGACCUUAUCAGGUAGAAAAAUAGAUCAGUUUGGAGACCACUUGUUCUCCUGGGAUGUAACGUACACCAAACCUUGGUCAUAAAAAUCAAGACAACAUAACGACUUUCUGCCAUCAUAUGUAUUUCAUUAUGGCUAACAUUCUCUAACGUGUACAUGUAUAAUUUAUCUAAUGUUUUAUGAUUUCAAAAUAUCGUUAUUGCUUACAAUGUACCAGUAUACUGAAGUUAGGAAAAAAAAUCCUUUUAAAACUGCUGGUCACAAAAUCUUUUUACAUGUAUGUGUUGUAGUUCAAUUUUUUCCGUGGUUUAAAUUUUAUUUUCCGUUAUUUUAAACUCAUUAUCAUACAUUACCAUACCACAAAACAAAGGGAAAUAAAAUUUAAACCAAGGAUAAAAUUGAACCACAACAUGUGUGUGAUUUCCUGUACGUACAAAAUUUCAACUUAUCAUCCUUCCUAAGUAUCCUAAUAUAACUUGUUUGUUGAAAAUGUUUUACUAUCACUGGUUUCUUUUGACUGAAACAAAUGAAACGAAAUUCUUCAUGAGAAGUGCAUCACACCUUCCAUAACUUUUCUUUAAAAGGUUCUCAAAUUGCCAGCUGGUUCCCAAGCUUUUCUGUGGAGGUGAUGCAUACAAGAGUCAAUAACUUAAUUGAGGGACAACUACCUGAAAGUCGCAUCGAAGCUAUGGUGAGAAUAGAACGUUCAUUUAAACUGUCAGGAUCUAAAAGUGAAGUUUUCUUGGCGCUAAGAGUCCUUUUAUCAAGACCUUUUUUGUUUUUGUUUGUUUGUUUGUUUGUCUGUUUUGUCUUAAUUUAUUUUUAUUAUUAGCUGAGAGACACAUGUCAUAUAUGAACUGAACCUUGACGCUUAGUUUUUUUAUGAGUUUCAUGGGCGGAUCUGCUAAUUCAAAAAGAGGGCACUGAGAGACUUGAGAGCAAGUUUAUAUAGAAACUUCUCCCACGUAUUUAUUGGUUAUAGCACCAUAAGAGCAUCUCAUUCCAACAUUAAAGCUCUAGAAGACAGAUUUUACUGAGAAUUCUUUAAAAUCUUCCCUCAGUUUAAGGGGAGGUCCCCCCCCCCCGCCCCUUGGCCCCACUCUAAUCGGUUUAGAACUCAGAGGUUUAAGGAUCCAGCCAGCAUUCUGGGAAGCCUUGGAUCUCCAGUCCUUUUACUGUAUUCAGGUGUUUCUGUCUCAGGUUUGUGCAAUUGUAAAUGUAACGUUUUCUUAAUUUAUUUCUGUUGUAUACACUUUAGGCACAUCAAGUUCAAGCGAUGUUUCCACACAUGCCAUUCAACAUUAUCAUGGAUGAUCUGAGACACACCCAUUCUCUGGAAGUCACAAUUGAGAAUGUUCUGGAAGGAAACAUUGCUGUUCCAUCGGUACGUUUUUAUGUGAAUACAGCUUUCUUUCUGUGGCUUAAAUCUCCAUUUGAUCGAGUUUUAUGCGACAGGGCCCCUUUUGUUUUAUAAAGGACUUUAGAUAAAAUGGUAACUUCAUCCACAAACUCAGAAUUUGGAACAACCUUAUAAGACUUGUUCAAAAACUCAUUAAACAAAAGAAAGUAAUGUUUAAUGAGUGUCUUUAUAUCUGAUAAAUACACGGCUAAACUUUACGUCCAAUUUUGUAGACCAAAGUAACCCAAAAUCUGAACAUUAAUGCAAGAAUGAGUUGAUCUACAGUGUAUAUCAGAGAUUUUGAAGCAAUUCAAAAACCUUGCAGUUGUGUAUUAUCGGGUGGAAAAACUCUUGGCUUCGCCUCGAGUUUUAAACCUGAUAAUAGCACUCCUGCUCGUUUUUUAAAUAGUACAUAAUAGGAGAGGGAGAAGUCGUUUCGUUACGUUACCAUGGUAGUAAAAUUUCUGGAUGACAACAAACCAAAAACCUCACUUAAAAAGUGGAUUCACGCUGUUUCAAAAUUCAUCGAUCUUAUUCAAUUUAAUUUAAUUUGUCAAAUGUUGGCGAAAUUUUCUGAGGUUGAAUACGAAAGAACCGUAUCUAAGUUUAGAAUAAGAGAAAGAAAAAUUUGGGGUUGUGUUCAUCUACUCCAUUAAGCGGCCGCGUGAAAUUAGAAGUUUCAUGUCGCAGUCGUGCAACGACGGCCAAGAAAUGUACAAAAAAGCGUGAUGCACGUACAAAAUUAUUGUUUUGCUAAUCUAAACCUACUGCUUUUUUCCCGUCCUCGUUGCCUUCAUCAUCGUCGUUGCUUAAGCUUCCUAUUGUUGUAAUCCAGAAAUUUUGGUACCAUGGUAACGUGACGUCAUACUACUCCUCUCUAUUAUCUCAGGGAGUGAAAAUAAUACGCAAACCCCCUCCGUCGCAGGAGUGUCUAACAUCGAUUUUCUUUUAACGGUAUCAAUAUAUAGUCAAAAGAAAAGGUUAGAAGAAUUAAUAAAAUGAUCUCAAGGGGGAAAUGAGUUGAUUUUUAAUCAAGUUCUCUCAACUAAUUCUCUAACGAAAUGUAGGGAGAUCUGAAUGGAGAAUUUGAAUGUGGAUUGUUGGGUCUUAAACGUUGAUUUCUUCUUUACGUAGGUGUGGACUCCACCUGAGGAUCAGCGGACAGUGGAAGAUUCUGAAUUACUACAGAUUGCACAGCCAAGUAUGACAAAGAACUUACCAUAUUAGCGUAUUUGCUACUUGUGUAAGGCACACCUUGCCAAAUUAAGGGUUAUAGAAAAGUUUGUUUACGUUUAGACAAAGGAAGACAAGAGCAAUGAGCAAUGUGUGUAACAACAAGCCUUAUAACCAGAAUGACAGCAAAAAUGGUUCGGGUGACAGUGAUUUUAUUUUUGUAGUUGUGAAAUAGGGAGAGAAUAGUCAUGUAACACAACGUGGUGUACAGGUAGUUGGGGUUGAUAAAUUUUGAGUGGACCGAGAACUAAUGCUUUUAGAUCCUUUUAAUUUUUACAUGGACUCUGAUGCUGAUUCAGAUCACUUUAACUUACUUUUCAGGUUCAACCGCUUCAUCAGAUAACCUUGAUGACACUGGAAGCUUGUCCGCAGAGGAAGAAGAUGUUAGUAGUUCAAACACAGAGAAAGCCAUUGAUGAAGAGCUGCCCGUGAUGGAAGAGAGACAACAGCCGUCUUCAGUGGAGGAGGCGGAGGUGAAAGAAGAAAGCAGCCCACUCACCCAGGAAAUGAGAACAGCAGGGAGUGGAUUCGCAGCUGCUGCUGCAUCAUCUUCAGCUGAGUUCUCUUUACAGCCUUGUGUUAGGCAUACUAUGCUGCUGAAGAGGAAGGAAGCAAUGUUACAGCAAGCAAGGAGGUAA
Porites evermanni is the source of this 13570-nucleotide messenger RNA. The record is from the annotation of a GenBank genome assembly. Lineage: Eukaryota; Metazoa; Cnidaria; Anthozoa; Scleractinia; Poritidae.